Molecule: messenger RNA, 2258 nt
Organism: Aspergillus sclerotioniger CBS 115572
Lineage: Eukaryota; Fungi; Ascomycota; Eurotiomycetes; Eurotiales; Aspergillaceae
Product: MCM DNA helicase complex subunit MCM5
Exons: 4
Coding region: 96-2258 (720 amino acids)
Biological process (GO): DNA replication; double-strand break repair via break-induced replication; DNA replication initiation
Cellular component (GO): nucleus; MCM complex
Molecular function (GO): DNA replication origin binding; single-stranded DNA binding; ATP binding
Source: RefSeq, a predicted model, not a curated record
GUUAUUUGCAGGGCCUUUUGCCCUGGCAAUGGGAUGGAUCCGAAAUCAACACAUCUCAUCACAACCUCCCCGCAGCCCGCCCUGCUGUCUUCGCCAUGGACAGACGCACCCCCUACACCCUGAGCGUCCUCGCUCCCAGCGUCGAUGGUGUGGAAGACUCUCGUUCUCAGAUUCAGGCCAAAUUGAAGGAGUUUGUGCUGGAAUUUCAGCUCGACAAUGCAUUCAUCUACCGCGACCAACUUCGACAGAAUGUCUUGGUCAAGCAAUACUAUUGCGACAUUGAUAUUGCACACUUGAUUUCAUAUAAUGAAGAGCUGGCACACAAGCUCACCACAGAGCCUGCCGACCUCAUUCCCCUUUUCGAAGCGGCACUUCAGGAUUGCACUCGCCGCAUUGUAUACCCCUCUCAGAGAGACAUCGUCCUGCCAACCCACCAGCUUCUGCUUCACUCUUCUGCAACUCAUAUUUCUAUCCGCGACCUCAAUGCCACCAACAUCUCGCACCUUGUUCGUAUCCCUGGUAUCGUGAUCGGCGCAUCCACAAUAUCAUCCAAGGCAACGGUGAUGCACAUUCGAUGCAAAAAUUGUGGCCACACAGAGAAUCUCCGAGUUGAGGGUGGUUUCUCGGGUCUUCAGCUGCCUAGAAGAUGUGGUCGCCAGCAACAACCCGGCGACAAUCAAUCAGAGCCUUGCCCUCUGGACCCAUAUGUCGUAUCUCACGAGAAAUGUCAAUUUGUCGACCAGCAGGUUCUCAAGCUUCAGGAGGCGCCUGAUCAAGUGCCCGUGGGUGAGCUUCCCAGGCAUGUUCUCAUUUCAGCAGACCGAUACUUGGCCAACAGGGUCGUGCCUGGCUCUCGUUGUACUGUGAUGGGAAUUUUUUCGAUCUAUCAAUCCGCCAAGGGUGGCAAGAAGGAUGGAGCCGUGGCUAUUCGCAACCCGUACUUGCGGGCAGUGGGUAUCAGCUCCGAUCUGGAUCAUACCGCUAAGGGCAGCGCCAUCUUCUCCGAAGAAGAAGAGCAAGAAUUUUUGGAGCUUAGUCGCCGUCCUGACUUGUAUGAGGCUCUUGCUAAAAGUAUAGCUCCGUCGAUCUAUGGAAACCUGGACAUCAAGAAGGCCAUCGUCUGCCUGCUCAUGGGUGGUUCCAAGAAACUCCUCCCCGACGGAAUGAAGCUGCGUGGUGAUAUCAACGUGCUUCUCCUUGGUGACCCCGGUACGGCCAAGUCUCAGCUGCUCAAGUUCACGGAGAAGGUUUCCCCUAUUGCUAUUUAUACAUCCGGUAAGGGUUCUUCAGCAGCCGGUUUGACGGCAUCGGUUCAGCGCGAUCACGCCACCCGUGAGUUCUACCUGGAAGGAGGUGCCAUGGUGCUUGCAGACGGCGGUGUCGUCUGUAUUGAUGAAUUCGAUAAGAUGAGAGACGAGGACCGAGUCGCCAUCCACGAAGCCAUGGAACAGCAGACCAUCUCCAUUGCCAAGGCUGGAAUCACUACCAUUCUGAACUCAAGGACAUCGGUUCUGGCCGCAGCCAACCCGAUCUUCGGUCGUUACGAUGACCUGAAAACUCCUGGUGAAAACAUUGAUUUCCAGACGACCAUUCUGUCUCGUUUCGAUAUGAUCUUCAUUGUUCGCGAUGACCAUGAACGCAGUCGUGACGAAAGCAUCGCGAGACACGUUAUGGGUGUGCAUAUGGGCGGUCGGGGUGUCGAGGAGCAGGUUGAGGCGGAGAUCCCGCUGGACAAGAUGAAGCGCUAUAUCAGCUAUUGUCGCACGCGUUGCGCGCCCCGUCUCUCGGAUGAAGCUGCUGAAAAGCUGUCGUCCCACUUCGUCACCAUCAGAAAGCAAGUUCACCGUGCUGAACUUGAUGCCAAUACCCGAUCCUCCAUUCCGAUUACUGUUCGUCAACUCGAGGCUAUUGUCCGUAUCACCGAGUCGUUGGCCAAACUGAGCUUGUCGCCGGUCGCCACUGAGGCCCAUGUGGACGAAGCCAUCCGUCUUUUCUUGGCCUCGACCAUGGAUGCCGUCACUCAAGGUGAAGGGCAGGGCAGCAAGGAGAUGAUGGAAGAAGCGAGCAAGAUCGAAGACGAACUGAAGCGCCGUCUGCCCAUCGGAUGGAGCACCAGCCUGGCGACGUUGAGGCGCGAGUUUGUUGACGGAAGGGGUUACACGGAACAAGCUCUGAACCGGGCAUUGAUUGUGAUGCAACGACGAGAAACCGUUCAAAUCCGGUCGGGUGGCUCACAGGUAUACCGGCACGGUGUAUAG